CAAUGGUUUUUUUUUAAGAAGAAAAAGAACUGUACUAUAUUCUUUUUAACAUCUUUCCUUCUCUUUUUUUUAAUUUAUUUAUUUCUCUAUUCCAAUUUUAUAUUAUAAUGCCAUUACCACCUUUAACUGUUCCUGCUAAUGUUCCUGAAAAAGUGAAGACUAUUUGUAUCUUUUGUGGUGCUGGUAAUGGUGGUGAUCCUAUCUAUGUACAACAUGCUGAAGAGGUGGGAAAGACACUUGCAAAAAACAAGUUUGAUCUUGUUUAUGGUGGUGGUUCUGUAGGGAUUAUGGGGGCUGUGGCAAAAGCAGUUCUAUCUGAAGGUGGUCACGUUCGAGGUGUUGUGCCUGACCCCUUGUUCCGUCAUGGGUCAAAACAAAUUGCUACUACUAUUGAUUUGGUACCUGAUAUGCAUACUAGAAAGAAAACUAUGAAUGAUCAUAGUGAUGCUUUUGUAGUAUUCCCUGGUGGUUUCGGUACUAUGGAAGAAAUGUUGGAAAUGAUUACUUGGUCUCAACUCAAUGUUCACUCAAAGCCUAUAAUUUUAGUCAAUACUAAGGGGUACUUCAACUUGUUUGUCCAAUGGGUACAAAUGAUGAUUGAUGAAAAAUUCAUUGCUGCUGGAAAUCGAGAUAUCUUUGUUGUUUGUGAUACAGCUGAACAAGUAAUAGAAGCUCUUGGAUCUUACAAGGCACCUACUUCUCGAUAUGGAUUAGAUUGGAUUAAGACAGACCCCAUCAAGAUGUAGUUUUAGUAUUUUUUUUUUUUUGUUUAUUAUCAUUCCUCAUUUGUGUAAAUAAACUAUAGAAGAUGAUUUUUUUGUUAAA
Molecule: messenger RNA, 825 nt
Organism: Halteromyces radiatus
Lineage: Eukaryota; Fungi; Mucoromycota; Mucoromycetes; Mucorales; Cunninghamellaceae
Exons: 4
Coding region: 108-746 (212 amino acids)
Biological process (GO): cytokinin biosynthetic process
Cellular component (GO): cytosol
Molecular function (GO): hydrolase activity, hydrolyzing N-glycosyl compounds
Source: RefSeq, a predicted model, not a curated record